AUGGAGCAGCGCGGGAGCGGCGGGAAGGGCUACGUCGUCGCGGACGACCGCGCGACGCGGACGCACGACAACGAGGAGUACCGCCCCGGGGACCCCGUCGUCCUGGUGCGCCUCUUCGACCGCACGGGCGCGGACACGCGCCGCUUCACCGUCCGCAUCUACCGCGCGAACGGCAGGAGCGUUCUCCGAAAGCUCGACUCGGGCGACGGCCGCGAGGACCAGCCCGUCGUCGGCGGCACCACCGCCGUCGCGCCACGCGCGACGUACACGAUCACCUCGGCCGCCGAGCGCGCGAUCACGACCGCGGCGGCGCACUGA
This is a messenger RNA of Aureococcus anophagefferens, 318 nucleotides long. RefSeq lists its product as hypothetical. The transcript has a single exon. The record is from RefSeq and is a predicted model, not a curated record. NCBI's taxonomy places the organism in Eukaryota, Pelagophyceae, Pelagomonadales, Pelagomonadaceae. Bases 1 to 318 code for a protein of 105 amino acids.